Brassica oleracea var. oleracea is the source of this 1419-nucleotide messenger RNA. RefSeq names its product glycerophosphodiester phosphodiesterase GDPD5-like. Lineage: Eukaryota; Viridiplantae; Streptophyta; Magnoliopsida; Brassicales; Brassicaceae. Bases 100 to 1275 code for a protein of 391 amino acids. Gene Ontology annotation, molecular function: glycerophosphodiester phosphodiesterase activity. Gene Ontology annotation, biological process: lipid metabolic process. The record is from RefSeq and is a predicted model, not a curated record. The transcript is spliced from 8 exons. Gene Ontology annotation, cellular component: vacuole.
UAUAUUUAAAAAAAUAGAUCCCAAAAUCUUUCUUCUUAGUAAACGGACAGGAACCAAUUGGGUGGCAGACAAGAAAAUCGAUUGAUCUAAGAGCUUGUCAUGAUUCUUACAAGAUGCUUACCAUUGAUAUGGCUCUUUCUGCUUACUGCCUGUGCUGGAAGGACAUUAUACCCACUCCCUGGUAAAGGAGGCAAAGGCGCUAAGCUGCCUAUUCAGACUUCACGUCCUUAUAACAUCGCACACAGAGGCUCCAAUGGAGAGAUCCCUGAAGAAACUGCUCCUGCAUACUUGAGAGCAAUUGAAGAGGGUGCAGACUUCAUAGAAACAGAUGUCUUAUCAACCAAAGAUGGUGUGUUGAUCUGUUUCCAUGAUUUCACCCUUCAAAACACAACCAAUGUUGCCAGCCACAAGGAGUUUGCUGAUCGUAAUAGGACUUAUGAGGUCCAAGGAUCCAACAUGACUGGCUUUUUCACUUUUGAUUUUACACUAAAAGAACUAAAGAAACUACGGACAAAACAGAGAUUUUCUUUUCGAAACCAGCAAUACAACGGAAAGUACCCUAUCAUUACAUUUGAAGAGUUUAUCACCAUUGCUCGGGACGCUCCUCGAGUUGUCGGUAUAUAUCCUGAGAUUAAAAAUCCAGUUUUAAUGAACCAGCAUGUCAAAUGGCCUGGUGGUGUGAGAUUUGAGGAUAAAGUGGUGGAGACACUUAAGAAGUAUGGAUAUGGAGGCUCAUAUUUGUCCAAGAAGUGGUUGAAAAGACCAUUGUUUAUUCAGUCAUUUGCCCCAUCUUCUCUAGUUUACAUAUCAAACUUGAUAGACUCGCCAAAAGUCUUACUAAUAGACGAUGUAACCGUGCUAACAGAAGACACUAACCAGACUUACGCAGAGAUCACAUCAGAUGUGUAUUUCAAUUACAUCAAGCAAUAUGUUGUCGGGAUAGGACCUUGGAAGGACACAGUUGUUCCAGUAAGUAACAAUUACACUCAAGCCCCCACAGAUCUGGUUAAAAGAGCUCAUGCACAUAAUCUAAAGGUGCAUCCAUACACGUACAGGAAUGAAAACGAAUUCUUACACCUAAACUUCAGCCAAGAUCCAUAUAAGGAAUAUGAGUACUGGAUCAAUGAGAUUGGUGUUGAUGGACUCUUCACCGACUUCACUGGUAGCCUCCAUAACUACCAAGAAUGGACAUCUCCGUUGUCUGAAACUUCCAAGUCUCCACGACAGCUCUUGAGUCAAAUUGCUGCAUUGGUCCUCCCUUAUGAAAAAGCUUGAUAUACCACAGAGGAGUCUUCAAAAUCAAAUGUGUUUGCUUAUUUCACGAGAUUUAUACAUGAGAGACAAAAAACUAUGUAAAUCUUGGAGCAUACUUCUAUAAUACCAAAAAGAAGGAAACAGUUUCUCUAAAUAACUUCAGAG